AUGGCAGUCCCAUUUCGAGAGAACAAUCGCAAUUGGCCCGCUAAGGCUAUAUCGAGCUCCAGGCUCGGUGGCGUUCUUAAGCUGUGGAAGUGCCUUGCAGCCGAUGUUCCCCAAAAGCCAAUGCUGGUGUAUGGAAGAGGAUGGCAACAAAUUUAUUCUCCAGAUACGGCCUCCAAGCUAUUGGCGGAUAGAACUCGCCUCUCCGAACCCGCCUGGGAAUAA
Akanthomyces muscarius is the source of this 222-nucleotide messenger RNA. RefSeq lists its product as uncharacterized. Bases 1 to 222 code for a protein of 73 amino acids. The transcript is spliced from 2 exons. NCBI's taxonomy places the organism in Eukaryota, Fungi, Ascomycota, Sordariomycetes, Hypocreales, Cordycipitaceae. The record is from RefSeq and is a predicted model, not a curated record.